Molecule: messenger RNA, 615 nt
Organism: Haemonchus placei
Lineage: Eukaryota; Metazoa; Nematoda; Chromadorea; Rhabditida; Trichostrongylidae
Source: the annotation of a GenBank genome assembly
AUGUGCGAAUUCGUCACAGCCUCGACGUUAAGACAAUUUGAGCUUGUGGUUGAAGGCAGGUCACUGUUUGUAAAUGCCCACUGGAUGGCCGAACUGUCUCCAUACUUCAAUAGGAUAUGCUUCGAUACCAACUUCACUGAAGCUCGAACCGGCCGUGUAUAUAUCAAAGACGUAGACUUUGCUGACGUUGUCGCAAUGUUAGAAUACAUAUGUCCCGAUGGAAACUACUUGCGUCAGAAACGUAUUGGAGACACUAAUCUUCCUGCUUUGAUUCACUGCUCUCAUCGUUUUCAAAUCCCUUCACUGCAGCGGGAGUUAUACCAUUAUAUGGAGAAUGAGCUACCACUGGAUGAAUGUAAAUUGAAGCCAGAGACGCUCGCCGAGGCCAUUGCAGAGGCUUUGAACGCGCAUUUCAGCACAAAAUUCAUCGCACAUAUGUACAAAAAAUUUGGCGAGAAUGGAGUUGACAAGAUGCAGGAGGCGUUGAAAAAUAUGCCUGAACCAAUGGCGGAAUCAAUUUUAGCCGAAUCACGAAAGUAUAUGCCAGUGAUCUCGCAAGAGCCCAUCUCGUCCACAUAUCACUGGAACAAUUUUUCACGACGAAUGUUCUUCUAG